GUCUCAAUGUGGAAUUUAAGAAGAUGUUACCCAAGAGCAGCCCACGCUUCGGUGCUUUGAGUCAUCACUCCUUUUUUUCCAGACACAACCCUCAUCCACACAGGGUGAGGCAUAUUCAAGGUCUCAACGGCAGGCCGGUAUGCUCGGUGAGAGAUGAUUGGUAUGUCACUUCAUCUUUAUUUCCUCAUCCGCUUCUGAAGAGCCACAUCCACAAGAGGGGAACCGAUCCAUCUUCGACGCUGCCGCUCGCUCAGAGUCUUUACGGCGCCACGGGUUACAAAAACAAAUCAGCGUUUUUUUCCGAGGCAUGGAGAGAUGAACUGAAAGAACUCGCUGCUAAGAUCAAUUUGGCUUCGCAAGCACAGAAGGACAAAAAAGAGAACCAACCGGACGAAGAGAUCAUCCGCUGUAAGACCCAGUAUUCAGCGCAAACUGGGAGAAUAAUCCCCCCAUCGUCCAAGUCUCACCAGCGCAGAUCCCAUUCCCAGCGCCUGGUCUACCCUCAACCCCUCCAUGACCAGGAACUGACGGUGUUGGAGGUGCUUUGUCAGAUCCUGCAGACAGACUCUCUGUCCACGGUCCAGCAGUGGCUUCUGCUCGCAGGUCAAAGAGAGAAGGACCUGGUGAUGGGGAUGAUCAAACAGGCUCUGGACGGUGUUGACGUCCACCAGCAGAACGUGUUCUCACCUCCAGUAUUGGAACAGUCAUGGAGGAAACCAUGGAGAACCAGAACGUGCCAGUCCUCAACCUCAACCUCCAGUGAAGACAAACCAGAGAGGAUCGGAGACGCAGAGGUUCUUCAAGUCUACGACGACGAUGAAGCUCAGCACACAGAGAACGUGCAGACGCCAUGAAUGUCAUAAAACGGAUAAACAACAUGGAAAUUAGUAGGAUUUAUAUAGAACUGUUGUGAGGAUUUGCUUCACAUAUACG
Messenger RNA from Sphaeramia orbicularis (orbiculate cardinalfish), 933 nucleotides. RefSeq names its product thymus, brain and testes associated (gene tbata). Bases 24 to 854 code for a protein of 276 amino acids. The transcript is spliced from 8 exons. Lineage: Eukaryota; Metazoa; Chordata; Actinopteri; Kurtiformes; Apogonidae. The record is from RefSeq and is a predicted model, not a curated record.